This is a messenger RNA of Trichoplusia ni (cabbage looper), 995 nucleotides long. RefSeq names its product single-strand selective monofunctional uracil DNA glycosylase (gene Smug). The transcript is spliced from 5 exons. The coding region runs from base 160 to 975 and encodes 271 amino acids. Gene Ontology annotation, molecular function: single-strand selective uracil DNA N-glycosylase activity; oxidized pyrimidine nucleobase lesion DNA N-glycosylase activity. Gene Ontology annotation, biological process: base-excision repair. The record is from RefSeq and is a predicted model, not a curated record. Lineage: Eukaryota; Metazoa; Arthropoda; Insecta; Lepidoptera; Noctuidae.
ACUCCUACGCUUUGUUUUGAAUUCAAAGUUAAAAAAUAAACUUUGAAUAAUUAUUUACCUACCUUAGAAUGUGAUAUCUUAUUUGUUUACGUGAUAUAGUGGAGUCUAGUGUAGUAAAAAUUGCGUGUAUUACUGUAAAAUUUGUGAUUUGUUUCAAAAAUGUCUGAAGAAGUAGUAUCAUCAUUUUUCUUUCAUUCUGGAGAUUCCGCCUAUGAAGAGUGUGAAUUACAUGAAGACCUCUGUGACGAUUUGCUCCAUUUGUCAGACGAAUUAAAUUUAUCGCUUAAACAGUUUAAAAUGCCUCAGAAAGUAUGCUAUGUCUACAAUCCUACAAUUUAUGCUAGACAUACAUUUGAAAUGUAUAUCCGCAAAUAUUGCAAAACAAAAAAGAAAAUAGUGUAUUUUGGAAUGAAUCCUGGACCUUGGGGAAUGUCUCAGACAGGAGUACCUUUUGGUGAAAUAACUUCAGUAAGAGAUUGGUUGGGAAUAAGUGGUCCUGUGGAGAAACCUUCACCUGAAAAUCCUAACCGUCCAGUCUUAGGCUUUGAGUGCACCAGAACUGAAGUCAGUGGUAAAAGAUUUUGGGGUCUAUUUAAAACUCUGUGUGGCACACCUGAAAAAUUUUUUGAAUCAAGUUUUGUCUUCAAUUAUUUGCCUCAACAAUGGAUGACCGACUCUGGUUGCAAUGUUACACCGCAAGAUUUUAAAAAAAGUGAAGUAGAUGAUUUAUAUAAAAUCUGUGAUCCAAUAUUUAGCAAAGUUCUUGAACUUUAUGAAGUGGAAAUAAUUGUGGCAAUUGGAAAAUUCUGUGAGACAAGGGCUAAGGAGAUAUUAAAACGACACUCUCUCCCAAGACCUGUACAGAUAUUAUAUUUACCCCACCCAAGUCCUAGGGCAGUAAAUAAUAAUAAUUGGGAUCAGACAGCUACUGAAUUUCUAAAAAAGAAUAAUUUGCUAAAAUAUUAUACAAGCUAAAGUAAUUAGAAGUUAAGAAA